Messenger RNA from Sodiomyces alkalinus F11, 1030 nucleotides. Its product is annotated as 25 kDa protein elicitor. The record is from RefSeq and is a predicted model, not a curated record. The coding region runs from base 150 to 866 and encodes 238 amino acids. The transcript has 2 exons. NCBI's taxonomy places the organism in Eukaryota, Fungi, Ascomycota, Sordariomycetes, Glomerellales, Plectosphaerellaceae.
CUCUGUGCAGCUCUCGUUUUACACUGGGCCCUUUCGUCCAGACUACUCGGACUGACCUACAAUCUCCUCUUACGUUCUUGUGUGACUUUCGUUGGCAAAUCACACCAGUAACUUUCCUUUUGUCCGUUCUCACGAGGAGACGCAAAGCAAUGACACGACUCAUCCGCCUCAUCGGCUGGCUCCUAGCUGCCAUGGCAGCCGCCGCAGCGCCGGUCGUCGAACGCCGCGCAGUCAUCAAUCACGACGCAGUCGUCGGCUUCCCAGAGACCGUCCCGGCCGGGGCUAUCAGCCAGCUGUAUCUCAAAUUCAAGCCCUGGCUCCGUGUCUAUACAGGCUGCGUGGCAUUCCCUGCCGUCAACGCCAGAGGAGAUACCAGCGGCGGGCUGGCACCAACGGGCUCCCAUAACAGCGGCUGCUCGUCUUCGCGGGGCCAGGUAUAUGCUCGUCAGGGAACGCACGGCGGACGGCGGGCCAUCAUGUACGCGUGGUACAUGCCUAAGGACUCGCCGUCGACCGGACUGGGUCACCGACACGACUGGGAGAGUGCCGUGGUCUGGCUCGAUGGGACAUCGACAGAUGCCACCGUCCUGGGCGUGGCGGCAUCGGCCCACGGGAGCUUCAACACGCGGGCCGCGAGAGAUGUCAGCUUCUCGGGCACCCGGCCACGGCUGGGGUAUCGCAGCCACUGGCCUACCAACCACCAGAUGGUCUUCACGGGCGACCAGGGCGGGGAGCAGCCCUUGAUUGCGUACGAGGAGUUGACGGAAGGGGCGAGACGCGCUCUGGACGAGACGGAUUUCGGGUCGGCCAAUGUGCCUUUUAACCAGUGGAAUUUUGCUAACAAUCUGGCGAAGGCUGCUCUCUAAGGGAGACGCCGACAAGUGGUUUAACCCGGAGGAUUAGGACAGGAAUAGGGAAGAGAAGACGUAGUACCGUGAUCCCUCUUCGUACAAAGGCCCAGGGGAACAUUUCGUACCUCGUUGAACGCCGGUGGGAAGAAAGUAAAUAUUUGUAUUACCUAAUUACGGAG